AUGCCGAUGCCUGAAGAGAGGGCGAGAGAAUCACCUCAUUUCACAACGCUGCAGGAGCUUUACCAGGAAAGGAAGGUCUUUGUGGAUUUGCCUCAAGACAUCUAUGGCGUGGCAAUCGCUGCAGCAAUUGGGGACUUGUCGGUCAUCAUGCACGGGCAAAAUGUGAAAAAGGUGAACUUCGCAAGGCUGAUAUUUGGCAUUGUGACGUUGGCCGUGAACUUGUGGCUUCAACUCUUCAUCCUGUACUAUGUGAACCACUAUAUUGUGCAAAAUGCUGUGCACGACGCCCAGGAGAAUUAUGCACAAUUCCAUCGCGAAGUCUUUUCCGAGGACGGCGAGUUUGUGCAAGAGAAAUGGGAUAAUUGGAACAAUGGCCCUUACAUGGAGCUUUGCAACAUGGCUGUGAGCAAGCUCAGCUUUUCUGCAGGCAUCGUCUUCCUUUGGUGUGCACGCAUGUUGAACGAAGUGCGUGACAGCUGGCAACUGGCUCAUGACAUGUUUUCCAUUGAGAAUUUGCCGGCUGAAGCCAAACCGCAUGAAAUGUUGUACGAGGUGCUGGAUGACAGUGGAGAAACUCUGCGGGUGGAAAUUGUGGCUGUGAGUUGGCAAGCGAGAUUCAUUGUGUCGAUCUUGGUUUUGCUACCCAAGAUUGCGGUGGCUACGUUGCUCACUUACAUUGGAUGCCGUUGGCUCGCUGCGACCCAGUCCUUCGGCGAUUUGAUCUUGAAUGCUUUGGCGUUGGAAUUUGUCAUAGGCAUCGACGACUUGAUGCACGAGGCCUUCACGCCUUUGGAUGUCCGUCAGUUUAUUGAGUUGACAAAGUUCGCUCACAUUCCGAAGGACAAAAGUGCUUUAGAUGGGCAAACGGAUGAAACCAGCGCAGAAGUGAUAAGGAGCAUGCUGCUUGUGGUGGGACUUUUGGUUUGGGCAUUCGUCUACUUAAACUACUUCCAGCAGGAUGCCGCCCACAUGUGCCGUUCUAUUUGUGGAGAAGGAGAAGACCAAUUUUUUAGAAUCGAAGGUACUGCCCAAUUUUCCGCACGACAUUCGUGA
Messenger RNA from Durusdinium trenchii, 1053 nucleotides. Lineage: Eukaryota; Dinophyceae; Suessiales; Symbiodiniaceae. The record is from the annotation of a GenBank genome assembly.